AUGGCUGACUCGGAUCUUGAUGAUAUUCGUGCAAAGCGUAUGGCUGAAUUACAAAAACAAUAUGGAGGAAAUCCAACUGGUAGUGAAGGAGGUGGAGAAAAAAAUCAUGAAGAUCAACGACAAAAACAAGAAGAAAUGCGUAAUGCAAUGUUAAGUUCAUUAUUAACUCAAGAAGCAAGAGCAAGACUAAAUACAAUUGCUGUUGCAAAGCCAGAUAAAGCACGUAUGGUAGAAGAUAUUUUAAUGCAGAAUGCACGAAGAGGUGCAUUCGGAGGCAAAGUCUCGGAAGAACAAUUGAUUAAUAUUCUUGAACAAGUGAAUAAAGCAACUGAAAAAACAACUAAAGUGAAUUUAAUUAACAUGGACGGUGUCGGUUAUGGAUCUGAACAUUCAAUUAUCGAUGCUAAUAAACGUUUAAUGAUGUUAAGAACGAGAAAUUUAACGUUAAAUCGUUAUUUGAGUGUGGAGGAAAAUCUUCAAUAUAUGCCACAUCCAGAAAACAAUUCAAAAACUCUAUUAAAACAAGAAGCAACUAUUACCGUGAAAAAUGUUCCAUUGACUAAUUAUAUGGAAGCAUUGAUAGAAAAAACAAUCAAUUCAAAUGCAAACAAAGGUCGUCAAGCAAUUGAAUGGGUUAUUAGAAGAAUGCACAACGAUUUACCAAGAACCAUUAUCAACUGGAAUGAAAGUAACGUUUUGUUACGUAAUAUUGUCAUAAUGGUUGAUUGGACAAAUUCUAGACAACAACGUCAACUUUCUGUAACACAAUAUAAUCCUAUCAUAGAUGGUUAUUCACAUAAGACUACGGGAAGUAUAGCUGGUUCCAAUCGAUCGCGUCGUCCGUCAUGGUCUGAUGCAAAAAAAGAUUUUAUUGAAGAUGAUGAAGCAUUUUCUGAUGCACAUACACAACUAUUAAAAAAUUUAGACUUAUAUUAUAGAAAAGUUAAACGACAAUUAUUAGCAUUUCAAUCUUUACCGACUGGCUUAUUUCCAAAUCAUUUAGAACCUAAGAAGAAAGUAGCUCAUGUUGUUGAAAAUGUUUUUUGCGCUAUUUCUGUAUGGUCACUACGCCAAUGUUACAUAAAAAUUGAUAAUGAUCAAGGUCGUGCUCAUGAACUAGGGCAAGCUGCUGUGAAAUGUAUGAGGGGAAUAUUAAAUUGUUGGAUGAAACAAGCUGUUAAACUCGAAAUAUUUAAAGGUGAACAAUCACCAAAAGAUGCCUUACAUUCAAAGUUCAACGUUUACGAUGGUAGUGAAGUAUCAGGAGCUGAUGAAGUUGGCCAAUUACAAAUCUGUGCUAUUUCUCUCUAUUUAUUGACAAUUGCACAGAUGAUUACAUCUGGACUGCAAAUUAUCUAUUCAAUUGAUGAGGUUAAUUUUAUUCAACAAUUGGUGUUUUAUAUCGAGCGUGCUUAUCGAACACCUGAUUAUGGUAUUUGGGGACGUGGAAGUAAAUAUAAUAAUAAUACAUGUGAACUUCAUGCGAGUUCGAUUGGGAUGGCUAAAGCAGCAUUAGAAACAAUGAAUGGUUUUAAUCUAUAUGGAGAACGAGGAGCAAGUUGGUCAGUAGUCUAUGUCGAUAUUGAUGCACAUAACAGAAACAGAACAACAUUCGAUACAUUAUUACCAAGAGAAUCAGCAUCAAAAAAUACUGAUGCCGCUUUAUUAUUCACUGUCAGUUGGCCAGCAUUCUCUAUUCAUGACACGAAUCUCGUUCAAACAACAAUCAAAAAAUGUAUACGAAAAUUACGUGGAUCCUACGGUUUUAAACGAUUUUUGCGUGAUGGGCAAUAUACCACUAUCGAACCAAAAGAUAAACGAUUUUACGAAGCAUCGGAAAUUAAAAAAUUUGAUAAAAACGAAUGUGAAUGGCCAAUGUUUUUUGCUUUAAUGGUUAUUGACGGAUUAUUUAAAAAUAAUCAGCCUCAAAUUGAUGAAUAUCUUGGUUUGUUAAAUCCUCUACUUCGACGAACAACGGAAGGUAAUGAUUUGAUCAACUUUUCUUACCAUUAGAAUUUUAAAAAUCUUAACAAAAACUUCAUACACACACACACACAAAAUAUACACGUACUAUCUAUUAUAGCUGCACGUACUGAAGAUAAAUCAGAUUGUAAGAUGAUCACUUGUUGUUUUAUUUAAUUUUUAUCAUGUUCUUUUCCCUACCCUAUUUAUUCAAUAAUUUGUUAGAAUUAAGAAAUUUUUAAAUAGUAAAAUUAUUUCAACAGUAUCUAGUUAUAAAGCAUCAAUGAAGAAAGUUUUGAAAGUCUUAGACUAUCCUGACUACGAUAUUCUAAGAAGAUAGAUUAGAAUACCUUGGCUACUUUUCUGUUGUCUGAAAGAGACAGUUCAUUCAUCUACAUGAAAUUCUAAUGUACAACUCAUUAUUAUUUAACCUCAUUAAGACACAACUAGUUGUACUCAACAUUUUCUUUUUUCAUUUUGGGUUAAAAAAGACAUGAAUAGGGCUGUUCGAAAUUUGAAUGUGUUGUGAAAAACUACCGAAAAUUAUGAGAAGAUCUUUACAUUAGUAUGUAGAGAACUAUUCGAUCUAUCAUCAUGUUCACUAGCAAGUUUUUCUAACAAGAAACAGUUGAGAACUCGAAAAAAUACGAUGAAAAUUUGAAAAAGUGUCUUUUUUUACUUCAUAGAACUCUAGAUUUAUGCAGUUCGUGCCUUUCUUUAUACUGAACUAUCCUGAUGGGCUCACAAGCGGCAAAAAGAUUUCUUUCUCUUAUUUAUCACACCGUUACUGUAACAAUACCAACACUGUGAUAGUUCUGCUUUUAUCGUCGUAAGAAACUCUUCUGAACACUCUUUUAAUUGAUUUUAUUCACAACUUAUCGUUCUUUGCUUUAUGACUUUCUGAAGGCGAAAAGAACAAAAUCAUUUGUCUAUUUUGUCAAUUCGUUUUUGUUAACUGUUGAACACAUAUAUGCUGCUGUUACGGUAUAUAUCAUGAUAUCAUCUAACAAAUUAUAACAAGCUUAUCCUUAGCUUUUUUCUUUGUUGUGUAAAAAAACACGCAGUUUUAGUUUUAUUACACAAAUUGCACGUUAUUUGGCCUGACUUAGUUUGAAAGUAUGAAAACUAUCAAUGUAAUUCGGAUUCGGAUCAACUAUUUUUAAGAAAUCGUUCUCAUUGUCUAUGUCACUUGGCACAGUGGGCAUCCAGGCGGAAAUUAGGUGAAAAAUCGAAGUUGCUCCUAAUUCAAAUACAAAUAGUGGAAAAUGUAGCCCUUUCAAAGGGCUAUCGAAUGGUAUAUAAAUGUCUAUUUUGAAAAUGGUUCCUACGACGAGAAAUCACGGUACACAAAACCGAUUACGGAUAUCGUUACCACAUACGAAAUAAAGAUUCUUUGCUUACUCAAUUAUGUUACGCGAUUUCAAAGCAGAUAUUCAGAAUCAGCACGUCUUCAGCUACCUAUUGAUAACAAAAUAUUUCUAUUUCGGCACCGAAUUCAAUAAGUAAGAGCGACAUGUUCUCCAUAACGUCAGUCCGUAGUAACAGUACUCCAGUAUAGUCGGGUUGCCCUCGUUAGCCCCACGCGAAAAUAACAUUCAAACACAUCAAAAUGUUCCUCAAACGCUACUCUAUGUAUUCUAAAAUUGCAAAAUCUCGCAUAUUUUCCAAGGAGGUGUCAUAGAUUUUCCAAAAUCCUAAGGAGUUUUCGCGUAUUUCACAUUUCUCUCUCUCACCAAAGCACUUUUUCGUACAAAUAAUGCCAUAUUCGGAAUCAGCGUGAAAAACUACGUCGAAUGAUAUAUAGCUUUUUAAUUUUUCUGCAGAAAUAUUUUCGGUCAAACUGAAUUAUACAGUUGAAAGCCUGUCCGCAGCAAAUUUUGCUUAGGAAGUUGGAUAUUUAUUUUAGCAAUAGUACGCAAGUGUAUAAACAC
This is a messenger RNA of Didymodactylos carnosus, 3893 nucleotides long. NCBI's taxonomy places the organism in Eukaryota, Metazoa, Rotifera, Eurotatoria, Philodinida, Philodinidae. The record is from the annotation of a GenBank genome assembly.